Fundulus heteroclitus (mummichog) is the source of this 4575-nucleotide messenger RNA. It is a transcript of the gene kif7, whose product is annotated as kinesin family member 7. Gene Ontology annotation, biological process: mitotic spindle organization; microtubule-based movement. The record is from RefSeq and is a predicted model, not a curated record. The transcript is spliced from 20 exons. NCBI's taxonomy places the organism in Eukaryota, Metazoa, Chordata, Actinopteri, Cyprinodontiformes, Fundulidae. Bases 277 to 4329 code for a protein of 1350 amino acids. Gene Ontology annotation, molecular function: microtubule motor activity; microtubule binding; ATP binding.
AGGACUCCUCCCCUGGACUGGCCCCCAACUUCCAUUCUCCUUAAAAAAAAAAUGGGAAAAAAGAAAACACCAGUAUUAUCCUGAAACCAUGAUUUUACUUCUCCUACCAUAAAGUAAGCUGUAUUAAAUGUUAAUUCUCACACUGACACGCCCAGUCAGAGCAUGCGGUGAAGUUCCUAUCAGUUAUUAUAACUUUAUCCAGCUUCUUCUUCUUCUUCUGUAGGAUGACAAGUACGUAACAGUGGAAUACAGCGGAGGAGGAGAGAGGGAAAAAAAAUGUCUCCCAAAGUGCCUGCAGGCCAAAGCAGGGGGGACUAUUCUGCAGUCCAAGUCGCCGUUCGAGUUCGUCCCCUGCUUCCCAAAGAGCUCCUGCACUGCCAUGAGAGCUGCAUCACCGUGGACCCGGAGCUGAACCGGGUCACCCUGGGCCACGAUCGACACUUUGUUUGCGACCACCUGUUUGAGGAGACCUGCUGUCAGGAGGAGGUUUACUCUGGAUCCGUCCAGCCGCUCAUAGAUGCGUUCUUUCAAGGUUUCAACGCCACUGUGUUUGCCUAUGGCCAGACUGGCUCAGGCAAGACUUACACUAUCGGAGAGGCUAAUAUUAGUUCUUUCCGAGAUGAGGAGCAGGGUAUCAUCCCUCGGGCUGUUGCUGAUGUUUUCAAGCUGCUCGAUGAAAACGACCUCACAGACUUCUCUGUACGGGUUUCCUAUUUGGAGGUCUACAAAGAGGAGUUCAAGGACUUACUGGAAGUGAAGACCGCCAGCAAGGACAUCCACAUCCGGGAGGAUAAAGGGAACAUUGUGUUGUGUGGCGUAAAGGAGAGCGAGGUGGAGGGUCUUGAUGAGGUGCUGAGCUUGCUAGAGACAGGAAACACAGCCCGACACACCGGAGCAACCCAGAUGAAUCCAAACUCCAGCAGGUCUCACACCAUUUUCACCUUGUACAUGGAUCAGCGUCGUGGGAGCUCUCGCCUUUAUGGGACCGCUGGUGGCUCUGGGCCACAGGUGCUGUCUUCCAAGUUCCACUUUGUAGACCUGGCCGGGUCAGAGCGGAUUCUCAGGACUGGUAACACUGGAGAGAGACUGAAAGAGAGUAUCCAAAUCAACAGCGGCCUUCUGGCUCUGGGAAACGUUAUCGGCGCCCUGGGGGACCCGAAAAGGAAAGGCUCUCAUAUACCGUACAGAGACUCAAAAAUCACAAGGAUACUAAAGGACUCCCUCGGAGGAAAUUCCAAAACGCUGAUGAUUGCCUGCAUCAGCCCAUCGUCCUCAGACUUUGACGAGAGUCUGAACACGCUGAACUACGCAACGAGGGCCAGAAACAUUCAAAACCGAGCCAUGGUCAACUGCAAGGGCGAACCGGAUCGCGUGGAAGGACUGGAGCAGCAAAUCAAGGCCCUCCGCAGGGCUCUGGAAAACCGCCAGCGCUCCGAGACGCGGAUCAUUGCUCACGCCGACCCAAACAGGAGACCUCGAGUUGGUGAAGCAGAGAUCAGCAGGCUCCAAGCACAAAGCGCUCACUACAGGACUUGCACGGACACUGCUUACAGGUUGCUGCGGGAGCUGCAGAGCGAGGGGGCUUUAACCACAGAGCAGAGCCUGAGGGCGAAGGAGUGGCUCUGCUCGGUGGAGGAGGAGCGAAGCGGGCUCACGACCGCCUCUGGACCAGACAGCGGCAUCGAGAACAGCUCCACCGAGGACAGUGUCGCGUUGAGAAGAGCCCGGCCUUCCACUAGGAGCCACGACAUUGAAGCCGUGGAGGAGAGCUGGUACGAUGAUCAUGAAAGCGAGAAAGAGGAGAGCGUUAUUUAUCUUCAGUCGGAAAUCCAACGGCUGGAGAAGGAAAACACUGAUUUCUUAGCAGCCCUGGAGGACGCUAUGGAGCAAUACAAGCAGCAGAGUGACAAGCUGCAGGAGCAGCAGGACCUGAUAACAGAGCUGCAGUACCAGCUGUCCACGCUCGGACUGACGGGACUUGGGCUUAACUUGAGAUCGAGGCCUCAUACGGCCCCCAUGGGCUCCGUGCAGCAGGGUCAGAAUGGAACCACGUGUAGACAGGUCAGCUUGAUGGGUCAAGUUGGACAGGGUCCUGAUCUGGAUGGGAGACUUUAUGAGGACCAUAACAUCCCAGGAGGAGCGGACACCCAUUUCAGGGAAAAAGAGGCUCGUCCUUCCAGCAUCGGCCAGGAGAAAUGCAGGCCAGUGAACCUGACCUGGACCAAGCGAGAGUUGCUCUCAGGAGGACUAACUGCUUGCAAAGCUCCAUCUUCUCAAGCUGAGCCCGAUCAGCACCCCUGCUUAGCCAGAAAAGCAUCUAAUUCCAGCAGCGGAGAAAGUCUAAGAAGCUUUGAGGGCAUAUCAGAGUGUGGACUUCUUCAGGCACAGCAGAAGAUCAGGGAGCUGUCCAUCACCAUCCGCAUGAAGGAAGAGCUCAUCAAGGAGCUGGUCAAAACAGGUAAGGAUGCUCAGGCCCUGAAUAAGCAGUACAGCCAUAAGAUCUCAGCUCUGGAAAGUGAAGCUGUUCAGGCCCGUCAGGAGCUGCAGGAGGCUCAAAGACAGCUGCAGGACCUGGAGAAACAAGAGAGAGAGAUAAGCUCAACAGACAAGAGCAGAGCACAGGAAUGUCGCAGGAAGAUAGCUGCCGCUCAGAGCCGAGUUCAGGUGCUCAGUCAGCGACAGAGGGACACGGCUCGCCUGGCCAACCUUCCUGCCCAGAGUGAGCGGCAUGUGUUGGAGCUGGAGAGAAGCGUUCAGUCCAUGAAGCAGCAGCAGGAGCAGCUGCAGAAACGCCUGCGCGAGGAGAGUCAACAGAAACGCCGGCUGGAGAACGAAAUGCAGCGAAGGACUCACAGAGUCAAGGAACUUGAGAUAAAGAAUGAGCAGCAGCAGAAGAUCCUGAAGAUAAAGACGGAGGAGAUUGCAGCUUUCCAGAGACAGAGGCGCAGUGGAAGUAAUGGAUCUGUCAUUUCAUUGGAAGAGCAACAGAAGAUUGAGGAACAGAAGCGCUGGUUGGAUGAGGAAAUGGAGCGUGUCCUGGAUCAGAGGAGAGCCCUGGAGGAUCUGGAAGGAGAGCUGACGAAACGAGAGCAGAUCCUGGCCAAGAAAGAAGCCUUGCUGCAGGAGCGCAGCGGCCUGGAGACCAAGAGGCUCCGCUCCAGUCAGGCCUUGAGUAAAGAUUUGGUGACGCUCACUGGGCGCAUCGAGACGCUGGAGCAAGAGCUCAGUGAGCGGAACGGACUCCUUCGCAGCGGCAGCGCUCAAGACUCCCAACAGAUCCGACAGGAGAUCUCCAACCUGCGGCACGAGAAAGAUUCGCUGCUCAAACAGCGCGUGGAGCUGGAUGACAAACUGCGGAAGGGAAACGUGCUCUCACCUGAGGAGGAGCGGACCCUUUUCCAGCUGGACGAGGCAAUCGAGGCGCUGGAUGCAGCUAUUGAGUACAAGAAUGAGGCCAUCACUCAGAGGCAGAGACAACUGAGGGCUUCUGCCAGUAUGCUCUCCCAGUGGGAAAUGAACCUCAUGGCCAAGCUCAGCUAUCUGUCUGCCUCUGAGACCAGAGCUCUGCUGUGCAAGUACUUCGACAAGGUGGUGUCUCUGCGUGAAGAGGAACGAAAGCUACAGCUGGCACUGGCCGAGCUGGAGAUGCAGCUGGAUGAGCAGCAGAGGUUGGUGCAGUGGCUGGAAAACGCCCUGGACCGUGCACAGUUCGACACAGAUCGGCGUCUCACUCAGCAGCAGAAGGAACACGAGAGGAGCGUGCAGCUGCUGCUGCAGCAGUGUCGAGAGCAAAUGGACGAGGGCCUGGCAGGACGGCAGCGGCAGUACGAGGGACAGAUCCAUAAUCUUAUCAAGGAGCUCAACCACUACAGGACAACAAAUCUGGAGCUGAGCAACAAACUGCGGGAGCUCUGUGGUUCAGUCGGUCAGCCUAAAGAACCUCCCAAAGCGUUCACCUCUGAUGGCAAACCUGCGUACCCGGGCAGCCGAGGCCCUGAGGACGGUUUUUUAGGCAGAGGGACAGGACACGCCGACAAACCUACCAGGUCCAGGGAGGAAAUGAGGGAACUGGUGAACACCCCUCUUCCGUCUACGUGGAGGCGCUCGUCUCUUCCAUCGGAGGAACCUGCGGUCAUGGAAGAGCUGUGGGUUCAAACAGCUGGGGACUCUCCUGUUAACCGUGUAGUUCAGGCGGGGAUGGGGUCCUGGGGUGUGCAGCCCUCCCUGCCUGCCGUUAAAUCCCGCAGAGAGUCUCGUCGCUCCAGCCUCAACUUCGCACAGCAACCCUCAAACCACGUAUUAAUUGACGUACGGAAGAAUCCUGUAUGAGUCCAAAUGAAUCCACAAGGUUUCUUGUGGGGAAAGAAUGUUGUUGAAUUUGUCUUUAUGGAAUUUUGUAUUAAGUUUUUACGUAAAGGAAGUCCCACUGAUUUUUUUGCCAAGCACUUUUUCUAAAAAAUAAAUAAAUAAAGUUCUCAUGCUGAUACUAAGUCUCUGUACUGACCAUGUUUAUAGUUUUCUGACUUUCUUGUAAACUUUGUAGUAUUUUUUUUCAUAAACAUUUUUUACUGAACA